GAGCGACCAGCCGUCCCUGCCGAGUUUCCCGUCUCGCAGAAAGUCGCAGAGGUUCGCACUGGUAGAGGAAAGAAGGCCGCAACUUCUGGAUCUCAUCAUGGCGAGCCGGCUCGACAAGCACCGAUGGUCAGGGCCAGGUUGCGCUACGAUCGGCAGACAAAGGCAGAACGCGUUGCUCCAGUGCUUAUGGCUAACAUGACCAUAGCGGAGCCUCACGAUCGUCAUGAUCCUUCUGCAGAUAGGCUCUGUGCGGAAGUCUUACAAGGCAAGCGCAAGCGCGAGAGAGAAGAUAGCUUCGUCCGUGUGCGACCGUCGCUGCAGGUCCUCUUUGCUCAGCGACAAGCUUCGCUAACAGAGAAGGUGAAAAAGUUACGGGAGGACUACUUGACACUGCACGACCGCUGGAUGGCGCACUGCGGCAAGCUAGACGAGGUUGCGAAGGCUGCCGCACUCGAAGAAGCUGCUGCCACUGCAGGUAGAACCACUCGACGCUCCGCUGCCCUGGGAGAUGCCGUACGGACGGACCUGGAGAUGGAGCAGAUCAUCGCGAGCUUGGGCAACGAAGAGCUCACUGAUGCCGAUCACCUUUCUUCGCGGAACGCAGCAACGAUCCCAGACAUGAUCUCGGUGACGAAGGGGUCGGUCGACUACCGCUACGACGAUACUAAUAAUGUCGUCGAGGAUCUAGUCAACUUUUACACGCCAAACACAUGUCUCGAGGACUGGACUGAAGAAGAGAAGGAGAUCUUCCUCGAGAAGUAUAUGCUCUACCCCAAGCAAUUCGGCAUCAUCGCCGACUUUCUUCCCAACAAGACCACGGCGGAAUGCGUUACUUAUUACUAUUUGCACAAGAAGACGCUUAUCGACUUCCGGAAGGUCCUCGCACGAACUACGGCUGGCAAGCGGAAACGCGGGGGCGGACGCGGGGGCAAGAAGAAGGGCAAUGCGUUGUUGGAAGACAUCCGGAAGCACGAUGCUGAAGUCUCGCGGAACUCCACUGCGAGCGGUUCUACAACUCGUCGGAGACGAGGAGCUCAGACGGCUGAGAACGGAGAGCCCGUGCCUCGCCGCGCCUCAACGCGGAAGAGUGCUAUUCAAGCUGAGAACUCGCCCGGGACCACGCCAACACCCGAUCCCGAUCCUGAGCCACGCAAAAGACGGCGUACAGCGAAACCUACUGCGCGUGCUGCGGCAGCGGCAGAGCAAGAGGUGGACGAGGACGCUACGGAGGCGGAACCGAAGCCAGCCAAACGAACUCGUCGUUCACGUAAGAUCAAGUCGGCGGAGACGGUUGAAUCGCCAGUCAUGUCAGAAGCGCCCCUUUUGUUCAACGAGACACGGUUCAUAGACCAGACAGAACUGACAGCUCGGAAGAGGACACCGACGGGUAGUUCCCCGUGGACGGAGGAAGACAAAGAACUAUUCGUUAAAUUGUUGGCACAUCAUGGCGACGACUUCAAGCGGAUAUCUGCGUCGAUGCCCAACAAGACUGCCAUCCAAUUGAGCGCAUACUACAAGGCGAAUAAUGCAGAGCUCAAACUCGGAAAAGUGGCAGCCCAGGGUCGAAGGCGGUCUCCGUCACUUGAGCCCCCAGCCUCUGACGGUUACAGGGAGAUGUCACUCCCAGGUUCGGGCGUCAUCACACCGAGCACGAGGGCGUCAACUCCGAGCGUCGUCCAAAAUUCCACGUCGUCCGCGAACUUCGAGGCACAAUUCAGGCUUGAUGAUCCGUCCGCGGUGUACAAGUCAAAGCUCCGAGCAUCCGCUCCCAACAGUGCAGAUACAGAGCAGAGGCCAAUAAGCCGUCCUGGCUCGAGCCUCGCUGCUCCUUCCUCCGCUUCUUCAGGGAACCUGCAGUUCCGCCCUACGUCCUUGGAGACGAUGCGAGCGCAGUAUGGCACGUCAUCCGAUGCCCUGCCACGGCACUUUCCCCUCCAAUCCCGUCCCUCGCCCUUCGCAUCCGUUAUUCCACCCCCGCUCACCAUGAAUGGCUCGCCUUUCGUCGACACCGGGCGACCGAUCCGCCCUGCGCCCCGGACGGCUGGACCCGGGUCGAGCUCAGGUUCGGGCUCGGGCUCAGGCUCAGGGCCGCUGACGAUGACCUUCCCGUCGAGCUUCGCGUAUUCGAACCUGUCGCCGUCGCACUUCUCCGGAGAACAGCGCCUGCCGCCGCGCGGAUACACGAUGCGCGGCGCGAGCCCGGGGAGCGCGCCCGCGAGCGCGACGAUGAUGUUCGAGGCGUCGGUGUUUGCGCCGCCAGGCCCGGUGCCGAUGAUCAGGGUGGCGUCGCCGUUCACGUUCCGCGCAGAUGCGGCGGGCGUCGAAGAGUCCCCGGUGAUGCCGGCGACGCUGCAGACGACGGAGGACUUGGUGGCGUAUUUGGAGCACCGGUCGAGGUUUGCGGAGCCGAGGGAGUCGGAUUUCAUGUGAGGCGGCGGUGGGUGAGGUUGCUCGGUCUCGUGGAUCUUGUGUCUUGGCCUGCAGUCGGUUUGGGUUGGCUGCUUUGACACUGUUUAUGUUUUGGAAGGUUUGCUUAAUGUGUUGGUGAGAUGGUCA
Molecule: messenger RNA, 2556 nt
Organism: Fomitopsis serialis
Lineage: Eukaryota; Fungi; Basidiomycota; Agaricomycetes; Polyporales; Fomitopsidaceae
Exons: 5
Coding region: 124-2430 (768 amino acids)
Biological process (GO): regulation of transcription by RNA polymerase II
Cellular component (GO): Set3 complex
Source: RefSeq, a predicted model, not a curated record